CUUUCGCAGUACUUUCGCGCUGUGCCGGCAGCCCUGCAGGCAAUUACGGCAGCGAAAUUGCGUAUCGGGACAUCGCGCAAGCACGCUGCCCAGCCAUGCGCCUCCUCGCCCUCUUCACACUCUGCUAUGCAGCCAAGAAGCCAGACCCAGCCUCGAAACGCCUAGUGAUCAUCAGCGGCCCGCGGACCGGCUCGUCGCUACUCAUCCAGAUGCUGCGCGCCCACGACCAGGUCCUCAUGCACGGCGAGCCCUUCCACGAGUUCGACGUGAGACAAUCGCGCAAGGACGGCUUCGACGGUGGCGUGGUCAUCGAGGACUCCGUCUAUAAUGAAAGGCACAGCGACCCCCAGAAAUUGCUCGAGGCCAUCACGGCGACGGCCACGAAGGAGCUAGUGGGCUUCAAGCUCUUCCGGAAGCACGUGCCUUCGCAUAAACUAGGUGAGGUGCUGCAGUGGGCCACCCAUGUCAUCUGGCUGACGAGGGAAGAUAGGCUCGCCCAAUAUGUCUCAAUCUGUCUGGCGCUGAAGUCGGGAAGUUGGGUGCAGUUCGAGGACGCCAAGGAUACGAAAAGUGAAUUGCGGGUCCGUGGGGCGGCUCUGAGGCACGCUCGUAAAAUAGGCUCCGUCGUACUCUCGGACGAGUACUUUAGGCUGUGGCAGGGCGCCCAGGCGGAGUUCGCGGCUUAUGCGGAUGGCAUCACGACUUUGCUGGGAGUGGAGAACAAGGCCCCCCAAAUACUGAGGUUGUCCUACGAAGCUGAUCUCUGCCACUCUACGCUAAGAAAUGACACGGCGCAGCGCAUCCAGGCCUUCCUUGGAUUGGCUCCACCGUCACGGAACAUGAGACUACCUCUAAGACAGGGCCGCGACGACCUUGCAAUGCGAGUGAGCAACUGGGACGACGAGUUCGUGAUCGACGCGCGGCGGCAAUUCGACGACAAAAGAUGUCGGAUCGAAGGGCGACGGAAACGCAAGUCCUAUUCUGUGAACGCCCCGGUGACGAAGAUCGACGGUGUCCUGGGGGCCGCGAACGCUUUAUUGAGGGGCGGCGCGACGGAGUCCUUCGUGGCCCGGUUGGAGCGGCGCGAGAAAGAAAUGGCGGCGCGCAAGGAGUUCGAGGCGAAGGAGCGUUUGAGGGCUAAAGAAGUGUGGGAGCGCGAUAGGCAGCGCUUGGCGCGGCGCCAAGAAGAGGCCGCGGCGCGCGAGGCCAAGGCGGAGAAACGCGCGGCGCACCUGGGCCGCGACGGCGCCGCGCGUUUGGAGAGGAUGAUGGCCUUCCGGCGCGCGAAGGGCCUCGGCGGCUCGUCUCGCGUUCCUCCUCCUCGCCGGCGAGAAGAGCCCCGGCGGCUCCAGGAGCGGGAGCGGGAUUUGGACGAGGAGAGGAACGUGUGCAUCGAGGGGCGGGAGGUGCUCGCGGGCAUGACGCGGGGCGUCGGGUAGGGUCAAUGUGUGUAAGUUGUUGAAGGCG
Molecule: messenger RNA, 1467 nt
Organism: Pelagomonas calceolata
Lineage: Eukaryota; Pelagophyceae; Pelagomonadales; Pelagomonadaceae
Source: the annotation of a GenBank genome assembly